Brachypodium distachyon (stiff brome) is the source of this 2451-nucleotide messenger RNA. RefSeq lists its product as uncharacterized. The record is from RefSeq and is a predicted model, not a curated record. Lineage: Eukaryota; Viridiplantae; Streptophyta; Magnoliopsida; Poales; Poaceae. The coding region runs from base 332 to 2113 and encodes 593 amino acids. The transcript has 2 exons.
UCCAAUGGCAAAGACGCCUCUCUCUCUCUCUCUCUCUUCUUCUCCCUCUGUGCCCAAAACCCCAUUUGAUUCCGGGCUUUGAAAUCCGGCACCUUUUCCUCUCCCCUCCUCUGCUCUGCUGAACCAAACCCAAGAAGAACACCUCAAAAGAACCACCUCACACACCUAGCUGAGCUGCUCUCUCUCUCUCACACACACUCUCUUGGUUGUGGUAGCUGUAGCUGCCGCUGCUGCUGCUCACUCUCUCUCACUCGGUAGCUAGCUAGCUGCUAGCUGGCUGCUGCUGCCGUUGCUUAAAGAAGGGGAGAGUAGCCGUUGGAGACCCGGAGCAAUGUCGGAGCAGCCAUUGCCGCAGCCACGGAGCAGCAUGAGGGAGGCGCUGGAGAAGGAGGACAAGGAGAAGGCUGCCGCGGUGGCGGCCAAGGAGAAGGCGGCCAAGGACAAGGCCCCGCCGCCGGUCGCGGCGCCGCCCAUGGCCAAGAACGGCGGCAAGAACGGCGGCGGCGGCGGGAACGGCGGGGGAGGUGCGCAGCCGCCGGCGGCGGAGGAGACGACGAGGGAGAUCCAGGUGGUGCGCGAGGCGUACCGCAGGGAGCCCGCGGCGCCCGCCUACGUGAUGCCCGAGGAGCCGCCCGCCAUGGUGGAGCUCGUCGGGUGGUACCUCUACGGGUUCUGCUCCUUCUUCAUCACGCAUCUCUUGCUGCCUGUGCUCUUCCCCGCCAUCGUCACCCAGGUCGCCUUCCCGGCUUCAGACUUCACGCCGGAGGCCAAGUACGUCGUCAAGGGCGCCACCUGCUCCGUCCAUGAGAUGUCCAUGUACCAGAGGCUGACCAGGCACUCCAUUGCCAUUGCUGAUUCUAAUCUGUCGCCGCUGGGCUGGAGUGGUCUGUCAUGGGCAAUUGGCAUACUCAUUGCGGCGCCGAUCCUCACCCAGGUUGCGCACCACCUUGACCGUGGACAGUACCAGUCGCUUAUCCUCAUUGCUGCCACGUCGUUUGGCUCGUUCUUCUGCCUCCUCACUGGCUUCUUCAAGACAGUUUGGGUGUUCCUGUUCUACAUCCUCUUUAUUGCUUCAGCUAUCAUCGUUGCUGAGGCCGUUCACACCCGCAAUCUUGGACUGAUGAUCCGUGGCCUUGCGGCUCAUGAUUCAGGCAAGCACCUUGUCCUUCGUCGCCGUGCUGCUGCUAGCCAGCUCAGUCUGUACUGCACUGCCAUUGGUGGUAUUGGGGCUGCGCUCAUGGCUGCAUUCAUGUAUCACAUGCUAAGGCGCACUGACCAGCUCACCGGCCUCUGGGUCGUCUCCAUUUUCAGUGGCCUUAUCUGGUUCAUUGGCAUCUGCCAUGGUCUUUUCACAAACAGGCCAAGCAGCUCAUCACCCACCACAGCAUUUGAGCCCAACUUUUUCACCAAGCUCACCUACAGCAUGACCAUCGCCCGUUACCCACAGGCCAUUGGAAGCUUAGUAGCAGUGUUCCUGUCAUCUUUUGCCACAAUGUGCAUCUUCACCAGUGGCACCUUGUAUGCUAUUGGUGGCGUUUGCAUCAAGCCAGUCCUUGUGCUCGUGCUGUGGAUCCUCUACUUCCUGUUCCCCUUGAUUUCGCUUCCACUGCUCCACCCAAUUCAGAUCAUUAUCCGUGCUGAUGCUGUCCGCAUGCAGCUGCUUGGGUUCAUCAUCGCGCUGUUCGUGUCAGGUGCUGGGUUCUAUUUCAAGAACCACAGGUGGAGGGCUGCACACAUCAUCGUUAUUGCCCUUGUGCAGAGCACAGCCAACGGUAUCCUGUACUCAUUUGGUCGUAUCCUGCUGCUUGACGCCUCGCCACCGGGCAAGGAAGGUGCAUUUGCUAUCUGGUAUGCAUAUGUACGCUGCAUCGGUGCAAUGAUCGGCUUUGCUGCUGCAUCAGCUGGCCCCGGGCGUGCAGGAGGAUCGUUCGCUGCUGCAUUCCUCGGCUGCUUCCUCGGCAUCAUUGUGCUGAUCUUCGGCAAUGUCAGCAACAUCGGGGCGCUGAAGGCUGCCGGGCAUCUCAAGGGAAUGGAAGAUGAGAAGAGGCUGGGUGAGAAAGGGGAAGGCAUGAGCGCGGUUGCUGAUUCAGGCGAAGGAAGAGGGAGGGUAUGAUUGAUUAAACUGGGUUGGUUCUUUGGGAAGGAAAGAUUGCAUUGUUGUGGAGGUUGUGUUUGUGAGGGAUUUCUUCUUUCUUGUUUUCUUGUUCAUGUUUCAGUGACACUGUUAAUUCGGUGCUUUGCCCCUUUGAUGCAUGAUUAUGUUGACAUAGUGGUAGAGGGAAAGUGUGUGCUAGUUGUUAAUGUGUUAUUCUUUUGCUUGGAAGACAAUUGUAACUGAUGAUAUGGUUCUUUGUUCAUCGCCCCACCCAAAAAUCUCUACCAGUCAUGCUUUCCGUGAUUUCUGUCUGAAAAUGUGAUUGUGUAGAGUGAAAUAAUAAACUUCUGCUGUAA